UAUCGAUCGAUCAAAGCCUGAACGAGAUCAUCAUGCGCUUCUCCAUCCUUCUAGUCAUGCUGGCAGCCCUGCCCCUCCUCGCCAUGGGUGCCACCCGUGGACCCUCCACCGGACUUACCGGACUCGCCCGUCGACAGGGCGCUGGCAACGACGGUUGCUACCCAUACGAGGACUGUGAUCCGAGCAAUGAGGACUGCUAUAAGGGAGCCUGCCAUUGCGGCCUCAAGGAUCCCAAUGCCCCACCAUGCCCCGCCUAGGUCUGGCGCUGGUGAGCCUUGGUGAGAGCCAGACCUCCUGCACCACCAAGGCUGGGGCAGGCCGAGAGGGCUCUCCAGCGGAGGCGAUGAGCCGCUGUCUCGCGCGAACGAAUGUAUCCCGAUCAUGAAAUGUGCAGAAUAUAUGUGAC
Molecule: messenger RNA, 406 nt
Organism: Microstroma glucosiphilum
Lineage: Eukaryota; Fungi; Basidiomycota; Exobasidiomycetes; Microstromatales; Microstromataceae
Exons: 3
Coding region: 33-257 (74 amino acids)
Source: RefSeq, a predicted model, not a curated record